Messenger RNA from Cryptococcus amylolentus CBS 6039, 1089 nucleotides. RefSeq lists its product as hypothetical. Bases 1 to 1089 code for a protein of 362 amino acids. Lineage: Eukaryota; Fungi; Basidiomycota; Tremellomycetes; Tremellales; Cryptococcaceae. Gene Ontology annotation, biological process: signal transduction; peptidyl-serine phosphorylation. Gene Ontology annotation, cellular component: nucleus; cytoplasm. Gene Ontology annotation, molecular function: ATP binding; protein serine/threonine kinase activity. The record is from RefSeq and is a predicted model, not a curated record. The transcript has 4 exons.
AUGGUUAGAAGAAGGAUCGGUGCCCGUAUAGGAGAUAAAUAUGAGAUCAAAGAAGUGAUCACCAACCGCGACCACGAAGUGAGCGUCUACGUCGCAACAGACAUCGAAACGCAGGAAGAGGUCGCUCUCAAGCUCAGCUACGCGGUCGACAGAAUCGAACUCGAAGCCGCCUUUUACGAAGAUUCGAUUCAAGACCUGGAAGGAUUCCCGAGAAAGAAGUGGUUCUGGAAGGCGGAACAUUCUGGCUAUGGUGCUCUUGCUCUCGACCGCUUGGGCCCCACUCUGGACGACCUCAUGAAAGAAUCCAAAUUCGGCCUCAAGACGACGCUUCAAGUGAUGGAUCAAGUCAUCACCCUUAUCCAAACUCUGCACGAACGACACAUUAUCCACCGGGGCAUCAAACCUGACAACUUUUGCAUCGGGCCUCGAGGCAGCAAGACAGAAAGCAAAGUCUAUAUGAUCGACUUUGAUAUGUCGAAAGUAUAUGUCACCUCGGAUGGUUCUCACAUAGAAGACGAGGAUAAGUGUGGCGGGAACAAGUACUGGACCUCGCUAGCUGUAGAUGAGGGAUAUGAAGGUGUCAGGCGGGAUGAUCUGGAGUCUGCUGGUUAUCUGGCUGUCUACCUCCUUCAGGGCCACCUGCCCUGGUUCACUGAAUACAAUAACUCUGGUGUAUCUGCAAGGCGUUGCAAAACGACCCUCAUAGAGCUCUGCAUGGACCUUCCCAAGGAGCUGAGCACAUAUUUCACCUACUGCCGAUCACUUGGCUUCAAACAACAGCCCGAUUACGACUAUUGCCGAGGAUUGUUCCGGAAAGUGUUUGAGAGAGAGGGCUUCAGAGAUGAUGGAGUAUAUGAUUGGGUCGCUCCAGAGUCUGUCGUCGAAGAGAUUGAGAGCUUGGAGGAGCAGAAAUCCUCUGGUGAUUCUCAGACCAGCGAUCAGUCUGAAGAAGAAUGUUCCUCUGUGCCGCCAUCAUGCGAUGACAAUACUGUUGAACAGGCUCUUGAUAGCCAGCUCAAGACGACCGAGGCAUGUCCUGUUGAGCACCGGAAAAAGCAGUUGCGCCAGAUCUUGAAAAUUAGAAGAUAG